Ilex paraguariensis (yerba mate) is the source of this 191-nucleotide messenger RNA. Lineage: Eukaryota; Viridiplantae; Streptophyta; Magnoliopsida; Aquifoliales; Aquifoliaceae. The record is from the annotation of a GenBank genome assembly.
GUAGUGAAAAUGGUGAGGCAAAGGGUUGAGAUCAGGAGGAUCGACAACUUGACUGCCAGGCAGGUGACCUUCUCAAAGAGACGAAAAGGGCUUUUCAAGAAAGCUAAAGAGCUCUCAGUUCUCUGUGAUGCCGAAAUAGCUCUCAUUGUCUUCUCUGCAACUGGAAAAAUCUUCGACUAUGCCAGCUCAAG